AUGGAGUCGCGCACGAGGAACACUGCCGAUGCUAGAGGGAGUAGAGGAGGUCGCGGAUUUCCCCCGUCUGCUGGCCCCAGGUCCAGGCAGUUCCUGGCGCGGCUGGACGCGCGUCCCCUGGCGGCCAGAGCUGCGGCGGACGUGUCAGCUCUGGUACGAAGAGCAGGGACCACAUUGCGCCUGCGCCCCAAGAAGGCAGUUAAUGUUCUGGAUUCUGCGGAUAUAGAAGUCACAGAUAGUCGCCUGCCUCAUACCACUCUUGUGGAACAUCAGUCCCAGCAUCGUCGAUCAGAUACCCUGGGUAAAUGUACUGUGCCAGUGACCCAGAGUAAGGCAAAUUGUGCUUCGAAGCCACUCCAAACCUCUGGUCGGUUCUCUGUGGAGCUUGUGCGUGGUCCUGCAGGCUUUGGCCUCACCUUAAGUGGAGGAAGGGGUGUACCAGACGAUGCUCCACUGGCUGUGCGUGGGUUGCUGAAGGAUGGACCGGCUCAGCGCUGUGGUUUGCAGGCUGGGGACCUAGUGCUUCUUAUCAAUGGAGAGUCAACUGAUGGCCUCACACAUGCCCAGGUCCUGGAGCGGAUCCGAGCUGGGGGUCCCCAGCUCCAUCUCCUCCUCCACAGGCCUCCAGAGAUCCAAUGCCCCCGAAAACUUGAAGGGGUGGAAAGAUCCCAGAAGGGAGAUCGCAGUCCAGAUCCUAGGAGUCCGGGGACCAUGAGAUCUCAAAGCGCCAGCAUUUCCCCAGUUCAGCACUCUCGAUCCAGUAGGAUGCCUAAGAUCCGAGGAAGCCUCGAGCCUAGACCCCAGGCAGUGUCUGACAGCCCUGAGGUCCCUGUUCUGGAGCACUGCACAGAGGACCUGGAUGAUCAUAUUCCUACUUCCCCGGGGCCCUGGCUGGUGCCCAGCGAAGAGCGGCUCUCACGGGCCCUAGGAGUCCCGAGUACCGCGCACCUAGAUCAAGAGUUGACUGCCGGAAAACGAAGACACUGAGCUGCCAGCUCUGAGCUCAAGUGCUGUGGUCCAAUCUGGAUCAGGCGUACUCCGACAGGCACGCACUAGCAGCGUCCUUCAGGCUUCCUCUUGGCUUGGUCCCCUAUCCCUCUGGUUCGCACACCCCUCACAUUGUCAGUGGUACGGCCCUCCCGGACCCCCUCCCUCCCCAUCUCCGCGCUA
This is a messenger RNA of Dipodomys ordii (Ord's kangaroo rat), 1170 nucleotides long. It is a transcript of the gene Magix, whose product is annotated as MAGI family member, X-linked. Gene Ontology annotation, molecular function: protein binding. The transcript is spliced from 6 exons. NCBI's taxonomy places the organism in Eukaryota, Metazoa, Chordata, Mammalia, Rodentia, Heteromyidae. The record is from RefSeq and is a predicted model, not a curated record. The coding region runs from base 1 to 987 and encodes 328 amino acids.